AUGGAGCUCGAUACAGGCAGCGCCCUUACGUUUGAAUAUUUUCUUAGUCUGAAGUUUGUCGUUACCCCAAACGGGCACACAAUAUGUAAGAAAGGGAUAAACAAGACCGUAAUAAGCUGUCAGAAGGAUGCGUCUUUCUUGAUAACAGGAGAGCCUACGAAGAAGGAAAGCACUAGAAAAUUAGGUUCAAUCAAGGGUGUGAAGACACAUAUAGUUUUGAAAGAUGGAGCUGUACCGAAGUUCUGCAAAUUUCGUCCAGUGCCGUUCGCUCUUCGCAAACAAGUGGAAGAGGAAAUAGACAAGAUGGUGGAUGAUGGAAUUGCUUAUCCUGUUUUGAGUUCCGACUGGGCAACCCCACUGGUUGUUGUGCCCAAGCCUACAGGAGUUAGGCUAUGCGGGGACUUUAAGGCAGCUAUUGAUGAGAUAAUUAAAAAUCUUCCCGGUACGGUAGCGUACCUUGAUGAUGCCUUGAUUGGCGGACAUUCAUACCCUGAAGCAGUGUCUAGGUUGGAGCAAGUUCUUCAACGCUUCCAAGAAUACGGAGUGAAGGUUAACGAUAGUAAAUGCAAAUUUUUACAACCUGUUGUAGACUAUUUAGGUUAUAGGUUGUCGGCUGAAGGUAUAAGUCCACGAGAAGGGCUAGUGGAAGCCAUCAAGGAUGCCCCGGAACCAGCAAGUAAGGAGGAGUUGAGAUCAUAUAUAGGGCUCAUUAAUUACUAUGGUAGAUUUAUUUCCAAUCUCUCUGAUAAGCUGAACUGUUUCUAUGAGUUGUUGAAAAAGGAUGUUUCUUUUGUUUGGUCUAGGAAAUGUGCUGAAACUUUUAAACAGAGUAAACACUGGGUGUUAUCUUCUGAUAUUCUUGUACAUUAUGAUGUCAAUAAGCCACUAGUGCUUACAUGUGAUGCAAGCCCUCGAGGCGUGGGGGCGGUGUUGUCCCAUUUGAUUGAUGGCGAAGAGAGGCCUAUUGCUUUCGCCUCUAAAACUCUGAGUCAAAGUGAGAAAAAUUAUUCUCAGCUUCAUAGGGAAGCCCUAGCAUUAGUAUUUGGUGCUAAGAAAUUCCAUAAGUAUAUUUACGGGAGAAAACAUGUCAUAUUACAGAGUGACCACCAGCCGUUGGCUACUAUCUUUGGCUCAAAGCGAGGAACCCCAAGCCUAGCCGCAGCGCGCCUACAGAGAUGGGCCCUGAUUUUGGCUUCGUAUGACUUCGAAGUGAGAUAUCGCAAGGCGUCUGAUGUGCCACAUGCCGAUGCCUUAUCCCGGUUGCCGUUACCGGCAAGUGAUUCACUGGAACUGGAAAACAACUUUAUCUCGCACACUCAGGAAUGCGUGGAGGUACUAAACUGCUUCAGCACGGUGAGUACCGAAUCACCUAUCACUUCUAAGGAAAUUGCUAAAUUCACUGGUACUGAUCCUAUAUUAUCUAAAGUAAGAGAUUAUGUUUGGCACGGCUGGCAUGGCGCUGUGGAUAAAGAGUUAUUGCCUUUUGUAAAAAGGAAAGAUGAACUUUCUGUGGAUAGUAAUUGUCUUCUGUGGGGGGCCCGUGUGGUCAUUCCGACAAAAUUGAGGAAUCAAGUUUUAGAAUUGCUUCAUGAUCAACAUCCAGGCAUUACACGGAUGAAGCUGUUAUCACGUAGCUAUGUGUGGUGGCCCGGUAUAGAACAAGGUAUUGAAGAAACAGUGUCUUCUUGUUAUAUUUGUCAGUGUACGAGGAAUGCAGCUCCAAAAGUCCCUCUCCAACAGUGGCCCCGUGUGUAUGGCAGAUGGCAACGGGUGCACAUAGAUUUCGCUGAAGAUACUAAUUCUAGGCAACAAAUGUUAGUACUAGUAGACAGUUUUUCUAAGUGGAUCGAGGUGUUUGUUAUGAAAUCUACUAGUUCUCUCAAGACCAUUGAGCGUCUCCGUUCACUUUUUGCAUCGUAUGGGCUUCCGGACACUCUAGUAUCUGAUAAUGGCCCUUCUUUUACAAGUUUUGAGUUCAAAGAAUUCUUAAAGAAGAAUGGAGUAAGGUUUGUCUUAUCACCUCCUUAUCAUCCUGCGUCAAAUGGUGCGGCCGAGCGGUGCGUUCAAGAAGUGAAGAAGAACCUGUUGAGACAGGUGUUGAGUGAAGGUGGUACUGGUUCUCUGACUUUGCAACAUAAACUUGAUAACUUCCUAAUGACAUACAGAAAUACACCUAACACUGUAACCGGACUUACCCCGGCAGAAUUGUUUCUCAACUGGAAACCUAAAACUAGGCUUGCACUUCUCAAACCUAACCUCAACGCUCGUAUUGACACGAACCUGGACAGACAGAAGGAGAGUUCGGAUAGGCAUAGGGGAAGGGCAAGGUCCUUUGAAGUUGGAGAGAAAGUGUUCGUUAAAACUGUCAGGCAGGAGAAAAUUGAUUGGGUACCUGGAAAAGUUCUGGAGAUAAAAAGUUCUGUAAUAUAUCUUGUUAGUGUAUUGGGAAAAGUUAGGCGUUGCCAUGCUGACCACCUCAGGUCUAGGGUUAACAUGGAAGAGGAGGGGAUAGCAGUGCCAAGUUGUGAGCCAAGGUCUCCCAUGAAACCAGUACUUCCUGAGCGAGGGGAAACUUCAGAGGACAAGGAGAGGCAACAAGUUUCGCCCAGGCGGCAAUCUCCAUUGAAGGACUCUGAGACUGCAGCGGUCCAGCCAAGACAUGAAGACUCACCUGCGGUAGUGCAGUGCAGCCAGCCCGAUCUUAGAAGGUCAAAAAGGACAAUUCAAAAGCCUGAAAAGCUAGACCUUUAA
Messenger RNA from Macrosteles quadrilineatus (aster leafhopper), 2751 nucleotides. RefSeq lists its product as uncharacterized. Gene Ontology annotation, biological process: DNA integration. The transcript has 4 exons. Lineage: Eukaryota; Metazoa; Arthropoda; Insecta; Hemiptera; Cicadellidae. Gene Ontology annotation, molecular function: nucleic acid binding. The coding region runs from base 1 to 2751 and encodes 916 amino acids. The record is from RefSeq and is a predicted model, not a curated record.